Molecule: messenger RNA, 1763 nt
Organism: Hyposmocoma kahamanoa
Lineage: Eukaryota; Metazoa; Arthropoda; Insecta; Lepidoptera; Cosmopterigidae
Product: myb-like protein X
Exons: 2
Coding region: 17-1381 (454 amino acids)
Source: RefSeq, a predicted model, not a curated record
AUGUAGGUCGCUUAUAAUGUAUUAUUUAGCAUUGAGAACCGCAAGUAUAGUAUUAAUUUGCUGCAUAGUCCGAGUUACUAACCUACCAUUUAAGGAUAACAGUCGAGAAGUAGAAGUUGAAAGAACUUCAAGAGACCAAAAGGACUCCAGGGAGUCAGGAGAACCCAGAGGACCUAGAGAACCUAGAGAUAACAAGGAAAGUAGGGACACUCGGGAAUCUAGGGAUCAAAGAGAUGAUGAUAGAGAAAGAGAUAGGGACGAUAGAGAAGAACCAGAAGAAGAAAGAAACAAUAAAGAACGGAUGGAUUCCAAAGAAGUUAGAGAACCAAAAGAAAUCAAAGCAUCAAGAGACUCUAGAAAUGCAAAAGAACACAAAAACUUAAAAGAGAAAAAAAAGAUGGCAUCACCUGAUGCAGAUGAAUUUCUCGAAAAAAUAUUGAAAUCAGAUAAAAUAAAACAAAUAGCUGACUUGAUAGCUGAAAAAGCAGCCGAUAAAAUUCUGAAGGAAUCAAAAACGCUCGACAUUUUCCGAUCUAACAGCAAUAAAAAAGAAAAAGAGGUCGUAAAAGAGACUUCUGAGAAAUAUAAACACGCUGACGAAUUUGUUGACGAUGAAGGAUUAAAAAAAGAUAAGAUUCCUAAAAUAGAUGCAAAAGCAGCGAUGAAAAAAGUUCCUAAAUUUCCUGAUACUGAUGUAAGUUUGAGUUACAAACAUUUUAUUGCAGACAGUGUUGUUAAUAAGGAAUCUAGUAGCAAUAUUAGGCAUGGUCCAGAAAAACUCGAUGAAGCCAGAGAUAGUACCCAAGAAAAUAAUGACAAACAUGAUAAGAAAAGUGAUAACAAAUCUAAGAUCAGCGAGAGUGGUGAGAUUGAAAGUGGUGAGAACAAACGUCGUAAAAAAUAUCGACACCACUCAGACUCUGAGCAUCGAAGUGGAAAAAAGAAAGUGAUGAAGAAACGCACUGUUAAUGACGAAGAGUCUGUUGAAUCUGUUGAGUCAGUUACCGCAAAAGAAACAGAAGUCGCUGAUAAUUCCAAGGAAGAACCAGAUAGGUUAAUCAGUAAACAUUCCAAAGUUGUAAAGCCAAAUGAACUCGAAGAAAGUUCGAGAAUAGGUCAAAGAGCAUCAAAAUCUUUUAAUAAUAAUGAUACAGAGUCUGAUACAUCAGACAGUGAAAGCAAUAAAGUACCAAUAGCUGAUGCACAUACCCGGGAUUUGCCUAGCAGGACAAUGAUUAAGAAUGAGAACGGAAAACUGUACGCAUUUGCCCCAUCAGAGGAUUACGAAGAUUACCAUGAAAAACUAUCGUCGCUACUUAAAUCCGUUCAAGAUAAGACAAAAAGUAAGCUAGAAAAACAACCUAAUCAUAAAAAAACAUAAGUGUUUUAAUGAUUGAUUUAAUUACAAAUAAUUAAUGUGCAGGGUUAUACGUAAGCGCAAUUAGUAUUUUAUGAUUUCGUAUGUCAUAAAUAAAUAGCUUUCAUUUCCUUGUAAAUGUAAUCAUACUGGAUGCUCGGUUUGUAGUUUGAAUGAAAGAAUUCAAUCGCCCAAAACCAAUCAAUAGAAUUGUCAAAACUGAUCAUCAAAAAGGCUGCAGAAUUAUCUGUCAGAGGAUUCUGCCUAAAUUGUACAACUUCUCAAAUGUCCUAUGUAGCAUGCUGACAUGACCCUAUUUUUUUAUAAUAUUUAAACCAACUUACCAUUACCAAUUUUUCUUAGUGUUUAACAAAUGGAGUAAUUUCUAAGUUUAUUGAAUAAAACA